Messenger RNA from Oenanthe melanoleuca, 3277 nucleotides. RefSeq names its product hornerin-like. The transcript has 69 exons. The record is from RefSeq and is a predicted model, not a curated record. Gene Ontology annotation, molecular function: oxidoreductase activity, acting on metal ions. Bases 142 to 3186 code for a protein of 1014 amino acids. NCBI's taxonomy places the organism in Eukaryota, Metazoa, Chordata, Aves, Passeriformes, Muscicapidae.
CACAGCUGGCCCGGAUUGGUCGUGCUCGCUCCCUCCUUGGCACGGAUUGGCCGAGCCUUCCUCCUCCUCCGUCUCAUCUUCCUGGGGCACCGGCACUGCCCGGCUGCAGCUCCUCCGCACUGACCACAGAGGGACCGGAGGAUGCCCACGCAUCAGCACUCGGUCGAUAAGAUGAGGAGACACUCCUGCUUUGUUUUUUUCUUCUGUGGGAUAUUUUUGCCUGGAAUCCUUGGUUUUCCACAGACAAAUACCUCAAUUGAUUGUGAUUCUCUGUUACCGAACUAUGAAGCUGAACCACAGACCUCUGCACCACCAUAUAUUAUUGCUGUAUCUUUUGAUAACUUUGAACCAGGAAAUGAAGUACAAGUAACUCUAGAAGCACUUGGAGAUGCUGGGUUUAGAGGAUUUAAUCUACAAGCCCGAGAAAUAGAUGGAGAUGUUCCUGUUGGUACUUUUAAAAUUACAGAUCCAAACACUAAAGGCUUGGAAUGUCAUAACAUGACGAAUUCAGCAGUAAGUCAUGCCAAUUCAGAUGUGAAACAGAAGGUUACAACAACAUGGAUUGCUCCACAUGAUGUUGAGGAGCUUCAGUUUAUUGCAACUGUUGUUCAAAACCUGGAUAACUUUUGGGUUGGAAUUCAAAGCAAAACUCUCACACCUACGCAUUCUGAGUCAGUUAAUGCGACAGGAAAAAGUAAAAGGAAGCUUAUGAUCGAAUUAGAAUGUAACAAGCGUGGAGGGACUUACUCAACAGGCCGAUGCAUCAUGGUUGGACCUUCCAGUUCCUCUCAGAACAGUUAUUCAAGCAGUCAGGGUGGAGUAGUCUACACAAUAAGCAAGAGUGGAUGUGGCCCUGGAGGUGCUGCUGGUGCAUAUGGCUCCCAUGCCUGCAGAGAUAGUGCAUCCUUAUCCAGCAGUGGUCUUACUUAUGGCCAGUCUGUCCCUUCAAGCAGUUCAGAUUCCAGUAAGAAGGUAGUGGUCGUUGCCAACAGCAACCCUUUUCCACCUGUGCGUCACACCUUCCCUCAGAGUUUGGGAAGCUCUGCUACAAGGAUCAUAGUACAGAGUGGACAAAAACAGCAAACCAGCAGCAGUACUUAUAUCCAGGGUUCCCAAGGCAGCCAGUCCUAUGGUCAGGUGUACAGACCUCAAGGUGGCAGUUCCUAUGGACAGGGGUACCAGCCUCAAGGUGGCAGUUCCUAUGGCCAGGGUGGACCAAGUUACUCAGGCAGCAGCAGCAGCUCCUAUGGCCAGGGCUCCCAGCCUCAAGGUGGCAGCUCCUAUGGACAGGGGUACCAGCCUCAAGGUGGCAGUUCCUAUGGCCAGGGUGGACCAAGUUACUCAGGCAGCAGCAGCAGCUCCUAUGGCCAGGGUUCCCAAGGCAGCCAGUCCUAUGGCCAGCAGGGUGGAUCUGUUGCUUAUUUUGGCAGCAGUGGCUGUGGACAAGGUACCUCCUAUGAUAGCAAUCCCUGCCACCAGGGUGGAUCACAGGGUGGUCAGCAGAGUGGGUCAUCAUCCUCCCAAAAUUAUGGUGACAACCAGGAUGGAUCCUACUCACAAAACUAUGGUGGUGGCCAAGGUGGAUCAUCCUCAGACACCUAUUAUGAUAAUCAGGAGUCACAAGAUUCCUCAUAUGAUAAUAAUCCUAACGCUUGUGAUGAUAAUGACAGUACCUACAGUGCCAAUAGCCAGCGUUCUGGUUGUGCAAAGAAGAAAGUUGUUGCCCGAGACACAUCACAUGUUUUAAGCAAAAGAGCCUAUGAUGUACAGAAUGCAUCUUCUCCUUCAAAUAGCAGCCAUUCUGACGUGCAGGGUGGAUCAUUUAUUGCAACCAGUGGAUCAAGUAAUCAGGGUGGUUGCAUUUGUCCUGAUGGAAGCAGUGGUCACAGACAGGGAGCCCCAGGUUCUUCAUACAGCACAUAUUCUGGUAACCAGGGAGGGCCUUUCUUCUAUCCUGGAGGAUCCUAUGGACAGGGCGGCCCAGGUUCUUCCCACAGCUCUUACUCUGGUAACCAGGGAGGGCCUUCCUACUAUCCUGGUGGAUCUUAUGGACAGGGUGGCCCAGGUUCUUCCCACAGCUCUUACUCUGGUAACCAGGGAGGGCCUUCCUACUAUCCUGGUGGAUCUUAUGGACAGGGAGGGUCUUCUUCUUAUGAUGGCAGCAGUGAAUCCUAUGGUCAGGGUGGAUCUUCUGCAUAUAGUGGUUCUGACACUUUUGGCCAGGAUUCAGCUUCCAUGGGAGUCAGUGAAACUGAAGAUAGUGAGUCCUCCUCACCAUCUGGUAGCCGCCAGAGUGAACGGGAUUUUUAUUCCCCAGGAGGCAGCCAGUCAGGUGGACAUGGAUCAUCUUCUCAAAGUGGUAGUUACUCCAGUGGACAGGACUCAUACUCAUCUGGAAGCAGCCAGUAUGGUGGGCAGGGUUCACCUUCCUCAGGAGGCAGCCAGUCUGGUGGACAGGGUGGAUGUGAUUGUUCUGGGGCAAGUUCUGGUGGAUCCUCUACUUUAGUCAGAAGUGAUUCCUCUACAAAUGACUCAUCUUCUUCUGGAGGCAGCCAGUACAACAGCCAGGAUUCAUAUUCCUCUGGAGCUAGCCAGUAUGGAGGACAUGAGUCAUCUUCUUAUGGAGGCAGCCAGUAUGGUGGACAAGGUUCACCUUCUUCAGGAGGCAGCCAAUAUGGUGGACAGGGUUCACCUUCUUCAGCAGGCAGCCAGUAUGGAGGACAGGGUCCAUAUUUCCCAGGUGGCAGCCAUUAUGGAGGACAGGGCUUUUCUUCAGGAGUCAGACAGUCUGGUGGACAGGGUGGGUGUGUGUGCCCCGGUGGAGGUUCAGGCUCUUUCGCAGGAACCAACUACCAUGGUGGACAGGGUUCAUAUCCUGGAAGCAAUCAGUAUGGUGGACAGGGAUCUUAUCCCUCAGGAAGCAACCAAUAUGGUGGGCAGGGCUCAUAUCCUUCUGGAGGCAGACAACCUGGUAAACCAGGUUCCUCUUCCUCAGGAGGCAGUCAUCAAGGAAAGCCAGGUGGCUCUGGCUCAGGAAGCACUUACUCUGGGAAACCGCAAUCACCUUAUUCAGGCGGCAGUCAAGUGAGCUCUGCUGGGAAACACUCCACUCCCCAACUCCUGAUGUUUUUCAGUGUUUUGAGUGCCUUUGCUCUCUCUGCUGCUGUAUCAAAAUGGUCUAUAUGAACUUCUGAAAUGUUACUUGACAUCCUAAACACAGAUUGUAUUCCGUAUUAUUAGAUUAUGUAAUGUAAGAAAAAAAUACCAUUAAGUCAAA